This is a messenger RNA of Pantherophis guttatus, 2284 nucleotides long. The record is from RefSeq and is a predicted model, not a curated record. Lineage: Eukaryota; Metazoa; Chordata; Lepidosauria; Squamata; Colubridae.
AUGCCGAGUCAACUUGGAAUUCGACCAUCAAAAUUAAACAUAAGGAGAAGGGAUGAAGAGGGAGGUGUCGAAGUGGGUGAGGGGGCCGACGAAUGGUCCCAGGCCAAGACAUUGAUCAAGCCCCCAGACCAGCUGGACCUGACUGAUGCUGAACUGAAAGAGGAAAUAACUCGCAUCCUGACGGCCAACAACCCCCAUGCUCCACAGAACAUUGUCCGAUACAGUUUUAAAGAAAGAGCCUACAAGCAAACUUCUGUGGUGGAGCAGAUGGCCGUUCACUUUUCUCUUUGUGGGAACCUGAUCUUCAAAGAUUCGGAUGAGGGCCGCAGGCAGGGCUUAAGAGCCAGUUCUUCCGUGGCGGGUCCUGUUUCAUCCCUGGUUGUGGACUUCGAUGCUCUGGAUGCCGAACUGAAAGAAGCUGAAGCCGAAGGAGGCGAAGAAGAAGAAAUGGAAGUGAUGGUAGGAGAGAAACUGGAAUCGCCGGAGAUCCAGAUCGAGAAAGAGGAGGAAGUCCAUACACGAGGCACUCAAGAACGGAAGCUCACCAACCAGUUUAACUUCAGCGAAAGAGCCUCCCAGACCUACAAUAACCCCGUGCGGGACAGGGCCUGCCAGAUGGAGCCCCCGCCCAGAGCAACUUUCUCAGACACCGCUAACCAGUGGAAUAUUUACGACGUUUAUGUGGAAGAACUUCAAAAACUGGAAAAGUCAAAGGAGAAAGAAAAGCAGAAAGCCCCCGUGACCAAGAGAGAAGACAAGAUGAUGGGAAGGAAAUUAACCUCUCUGGAAUCUCAGAGCGACGACAUCAACAAAGUGGCCAAGGCGGCGAAGAUCGUGGAGCGGAUGGUCAACCAGAACACCUUCGAUGACAUCGCUCAAGAUUUCAAGUACUUUGAAGAUGCCUCCGAUGAAUACCGGGAUAACAUGGGGACGCUGCUGCCGCUCUGGAAGUUUCAGUACGACAAAGCCAAGCGGCUGGCUGUCACCGCCCUCUCCUGGAACCCCAAGUACAAAGACUCGUUCCUCGUUGGACACGGCUCUUAUGACUUCAUGAAGCAGAGCCGGGGGAUGCUGCUGCUGUACACCCUGAAGAACCUCUUUCCCGAGUACGUCUUUGCCAGCGAGAGCGGCAUCAUGUGCCUUGACAUCCACGUGGAACACCCCUACCUGAUUGUGGUGGGCUUCUACGACGGCAACGUGGCCAUCUACAACCUGAAGAAACCCACGGCCACCCAGCCAGGCUACAAAAGCAGCAAGUUGUCUGGGAAGCACACCGACCCCGUCUGGCAGGUGAAGUGGCAGAAGGACGAUAUGGACAACAAUUUGAAUUUCUUCUCGGUCUCUUCCGAUGGCCGCAUUGUCUCCUGGACGUUGGUUAAGAACGAGCUGGUCCACACAGACAUCAUCAAGCUGCUGGUUGAAGGAACUACGGUGGAAGGACCGGAGGGGCUGCAGCUGGACACCAUUGGUUGUGGGACGUCCUUUGACUUUCACAAGAAGAUCGAUUAUCUCUUCCUGGUGGGUACCGAGGAAGGCAAAAUCUACAAGUGCUCCAAGACCUACUCGAGUCAGUUCCUGGACAUCUUCCACGCUCACCACAUGGCGGUGGACGCCGUGAGCUGGAAUCCCUUCCACCCCAAGGUCUUCAUUUCCUGCAGCUCGGACUGGACCGUGAAGAUCUGGGAUCACACCAUCAAGACACCCAUGUUUAUCUACGACCUGAAUUCUGCAGUUGGUGACGUGGCUUGGGCGCCUUAUUCCUCCACGGUCUUUGCGGCUGUAACCACCGAUGGGAAGACUUACAUCUUUGACUUAAGCGUCAACAAAUACGAACCUAUUUGCCACCAGCCUGUGGUAGCCAAGAAACGGAACAAAAUCACCCACGUCCAGUUCAACGCCAUUUACCCCAUCAUCAUCGUCGGGGAUGACCGUGGCCACGUCACCUGCCUGAAACUCUCUCCCAACCUCCGUAAGAUGCCCAAGGAGAAAAAGGGCCAGGAGGUCCAGAAAGGGCCCGAAGUGGAGAUCACAAAACUGGACAAACUCCUGAAUUUGGUGAGAGAACCGGCACCCAAAACCAGCAAGUGAGCCACAUCCAACCUGCCCCUCUUCUCCCCGGCAGGGAAGCACCGGAAUCCAGGCGUGAGAACGCUUCGUCCGGGACAGCAGCCAGGGGUGGGCGGCUGUGCCAAAGGGGCCUCGGGAAAGACAUUUCCAACACAAAGAGCUUUUUUGUUCAAAGGUUUUGCAUGCAGGAAAAUAAAAGUGGAGAUUUGACACCGUC